Messenger RNA from Schistocerca gregaria, 589 nucleotides. RefSeq lists its product as uncharacterized. The transcript has 6 exons. Bases 29 to 550 code for a protein of 173 amino acids. NCBI's taxonomy places the organism in Eukaryota, Metazoa, Arthropoda, Insecta, Orthoptera, Acrididae. The record is from RefSeq and is a predicted model, not a curated record.
GCUGAUUAUAUGUGCGACGAGAAGACAGAUGUUGUCGCUGCUACUCGUGGUGCUGCCCUUGCUGGCGGAGGGCGCUUUCUCAGAGGAGAGUGUGGGCUGUGUACUGCCAGCUGCCUCCACGGAAAAGUUCUACAUGACUACCGAGGAGAAGCCGUGGUACCAGCAGUACCAGUACCAGGUACCCGGCCUGUUUGACCUGGGCUGCGUCACGUACGUCCAGUCUCCUGGGGAGAGCGACACCGAGAUGUACCUCACUGGCAACUUCAGCAAAGCGCCUCUCUUUCCUCUGAACAGCUAUGUGUCUGUCACUGGAAACAAGCUGGACAAGGUCUAUGAAGGCGUAUGGGAAUCUCUACUGAGCGGACCAUAUAAUGUAGUGUACUCGCACGAGGAUUUCAUCAUGGACCACUACUGCUUUCUGGGAUAUGAAAUGGCUCAAAUCUUCACAACUGUCAAGGAACCUAGCGACGAGUUGAUGGAGCUGAUAUGGGAAGUCGUCAGUAAUCACACUGAAGUGGACAAGUCUAAAUUUAAGAAAGUGGUCUGUUAAUGCUGUACUUCUGAUAAAUAAAUGUUAAUGUAGCACAUA